Molecule: messenger RNA, 2234 nt
Organism: Botrytis cinerea B05.10
Lineage: Eukaryota; Fungi; Ascomycota; Leotiomycetes; Helotiales; Sclerotiniaceae
Exons: 4
Coding region: 418-1983 (521 amino acids)
Molecular function (GO): oxidoreductase activity
Source: RefSeq, a predicted model, not a curated record
GUUUCGAGUUUGUAAUACAUAAACGCAUGCCAGAUAGAUUUCGUUGUUGAAGACAGUAGCUUAAAUAAGGUGGAUCAAUCAUAUGAUCAUACACUAAGUAUAUUUUACAUUUCUCAUCCCGCCCGUUCUCUUCUCCUUUUCCUCUCCUCUGAGUAACAACCACAAUCCACUACUCUGCAGAGUUUCUCAUACGAAGAAUCUUUGAUUGCUAAAAUCAAACGGCAUACAUCUGCAAUUGACCUGAGUUAACAGUUUUGAGAAACGGUGCAGCUACGACAAACUUUCGCAGAUUCUUAUCGACUAGCAUCUUUGCUAUUUUGUACCGCCCACUCGUCGACGUCGACUUAUAUACGCAGCUCAUCGAGCAUAGCCAAACACACCCACCAGUCUCCAAACAUACGCAGAUGUUGAAUCAAUAUGUCAACCUUAUCCAUAUCUCCUCUUGGCGCUCUAAAUCCAAACGAAAUAAACCGGUCAUAUCAAGUAAUUACCGCGCCAUUGCCAAUCCAGAACUCAAAACCUUUGAUCUGGUCCACAGGACUUGAGAGUCCCGACAAUUAUGGCAAUGGCGUGAAGAAAGCCCACGUAAUUAUCGUGGGUGCCGGUAUUUCCGGUUUACGUGCAGCAUCAGUCCUACAACGACAUGGAGUUGGUGUAACAAUCUUGGAAGGACGGCCAGAUCGCAUCGGUGGUCGAAUCCACACCAGUCGCAAAUCUCCAAACGGGAAAGCUCGAGACAUUGGUGCUGCAUGGAUGCAUGAAACUUCGCAGAAUAAAUUGGUUCAGUUGAUCAAGAAGCUCGAUAUCGAGUACUAUUAUGAUGACGGUACACCUCUGUACUUUACCAAAGAGGGAAGAGCAGGAUCUCAAUUCAAGGCGAAGAAAGUCGCUGAUGAAUUUGCUGACUACUGUGAGCACUACUUUGAAACUCAUCCUCAUGCUUCUGAUCGCUCUGUGAAAGAGUUCAUUCAUGAAUUCGUAGAGAAUCAUCCUUUGAUCACUAACAGUGAACGCAAAUGGGCUCCCCAAGCCAUUCGUGAGGUAGAGCUUUGGAUCGGUACAUCCAUCGAAGAAGCUUCUUCUAAAUACUUGAGCUACUUCGUAACCGAGAGAAAUUUAUACAUGAAGGGUGGAUAUGAUAAGAUAGUUAAUUGGGCUGCCAAACCUCUUCAGAAGGAUCCCGAGACAAUUAGAUUGGGCGAAAUCGUCAAGAACAUCCAAUGGGGCGAGAGUGAUAACUCCAUAGUGGUUGAAACAUUGAAUGGUGACAAAAAGUCCACUUUCAAAGCUGAUGCUGUUGUUGUCACCGCACCUCUUGGUUGUUUGAGAAAGAAGAUGAUCAACUUUGAGCCAUCCCUUCCUGAAGAUAUUCAGGAGGGUAUUGACAGCUUUUCCUAUGGAGCCCUUGGAAAAGUUUUCGUCGAAUUCGAAGAAGUGUUCUGGCCAAAGGACAAUGAUCAAUUUAUCUACUACCCGUCCCCUCUUCCAGAGGGUACUCCAAUUGAUGAAUCUUCGAUUUUGUCAUAUGCCACUGUGACUUCCAAUUGUUGGAUCAUGUCCGGCACUAAGGAGCUCUGCAUCCAAAUCGCCGAACCUCUUACCCAGCGUGUCGAAGCCAUGACCUCAACUAAGGACAUAUAUGCCUUUUUUGAGCCACUGUUCAAACUCAUGCGUACAGAGCCCUACAAGGAUCUUCCCGACCUCCUCAACCUCGAGACCACCCAUUGGACCCAAGACCCUCUCGCGGGAUUUGGAUCCUAUUCCGUCGAGAAAACCGGUGACGAAUCCGAGAUCUUAAUCGAAGCCCUCGAAAAUCACAAUCGUAGCCGUCUUCAAUUCGCCGGUGAACAUUGCACCAUCGUCGGAAACGGUUGCGUUCACGGAGCAUUCGAGACGGGAGAGGUUGCGGCUAGGAACCUCUUGGAAACACUCGGAGUGGCAUAUGAUGGGAAUGAUACUACGGCCCGCAGUGUCUCCCCUUGAGUGUAAGCGUUUCUCGUGUCUAAGAGGUGAGAUGAGAUGAGAGUGAUGACUUGAACUUGCUACGUAUUCCUUAAAUGGCUUUCGUGAGACUCGUUAGUUUUUUGACUUUGUGCGUUUUUGAUUUAUUUGAUCUUUGGUUCUUGCUCUUUUUCAUAGUUAUAUCAUUGUUGCUACAGUCAUUACCGUUAUCAUAGCUAUGGCUAUCAUAUUUGCUAUUACCUACACAAAUCAACAUAUACAUCGCGAUAUCA